This is a messenger RNA of Carassius auratus (goldfish), 1123 nucleotides long. RefSeq names its product tubulin polyglutamylase complex subunit 2-like. The transcript is spliced from 7 exons. The record is from RefSeq and is a predicted model, not a curated record. The coding region runs from base 98 to 970 and encodes 290 amino acids. Gene Ontology annotation, biological process: protein polyglutamylation. Lineage: Eukaryota; Metazoa; Chordata; Actinopteri; Cypriniformes; Cyprinidae.
UCUGCGUGCUUGGUAACCUCAGCAUCAAUCGACGUGUUUAUGCAGCAAGCGAAUCAAUGACAUUGAAGUAUAUAGGUGCUUUUUGUGUUAUUUUGAAAUGGAGGAGGUGAAAGAUGACAACACAUACAAGGGUUUUGUAGAAAGACUCACCCUCGGUAUUACUCGGGUUUUGGAGAACCUCCCAGGUGUGCUAGAUGUACGGUUUGUAGAGAAACCUCCUGCAGAAAAGCGAUGCCUUCUGUCUUGGGAGCAAAAAAACAACUGUGCUUUGCCAGAAGAUCUAAGAGAUUUCUAUCUUACAACAGAUGGCUUUAUGCUUGCCUGGAACACCAAGCUGGAAAAUGAAGUGGUUCCAGUGGGUUGCAUGAUGAUCAACAAUGUUGCUCUGUUACGCCCCCUGAUUCAGUCUAAUGUAUAUUCGCUCCCCAAUGCACCUACUUUAGAUGAUCUGGACUUUGAUGAUGACUUAGAGGAAUCUGAUGGCCCUGAAAAACCUCAUUUUGAUUUUCGUAGUCGCAUCUUUGAGCUGGACCCCUGCAAUGGUAAUGGCAAAGUAUGUCUUGUUUACAAGAAUUGCACUUCAGGUGUUGUGGCCCAGCAGUGUGAGGUGUGGUUCUUGGACCGAUCACUUUUCUGGCAUUAUCUCACUCCCUCCUUCACUGCCUACUACCGGCUUAUGAUCACUCAUCUGGGGCUGCCGGAGUGGCAGUAUAAUUUCACCCCAUAUGGCCCCAGCCCACAAGCUAAGCAAUGGGCCGCCCUUUACCAACCUCUGACGUUCCAUGACGACUCCCAUCCUGAUGCAGCCUGUGAACCUUUUUUGAACAAACUGGACCCAGCCGAGGCAUUCCGUGGCAAGGCCAAGCCACCCACUCCCAAGAAGAAGCAGGCAGCACAGGCCCCAGUGAGCGGCGGGAGCACAGCCAAAGCACAGGGGGUCUCAGGGAGACACAGUGGGACUAAACGAUAAACCCAACGAAUGCCCAUGGAAUGUUCUCAUACAGGCAUGGUGACUGUACUUUACUCAUGCUGGGUAUUUACCCUCACUUAAGCAGCUUAAUUUCAUCCAAUCAUGCCAUGAGUCUGUGUAUGUACACAUUUAAUAAAGAUCAAAGAUGGACAA